AACCAGAGAGCAUUGCUUGCUGUGAAUUGACCAAUGCCUGUAUGGAAUUGACAGACCCACUGUGCUGGCAGCGUGCGUGCCACUGCCCGCGAAGGGAAGAAGACGAGCGAGGUGCUGUGUGCUGAUUUCUCCUUCUCUAUCUAUCUCACCAUAUCAAACUCAUUCCACAAUGCCUGUAAAUCAUACAUUUCAAGGAGGGAAAGCCUUUGGAUUAUUAAAAGCUCAACAAAGGGAGAGAUGCGAGGAAAUAAACAAGGAAUACAUGGAAGACCAGAAAUACCGGGAUGAGGAGGACCUCCUGGAAAAACUGGAUUCUUUUAAAAACAAAUAUGCAGAGUUUGACCUGAACGACCAGGGAGAGAUUGAUAUGAUGGGUCUGAAGAGGAUGAUGGAGAAGCUGGGUGUUCCUAAGACCCACCUGGAGAUGAAGAAGAUGAUCUCUGAGGUGACCGAAGGCAUCAGCGACAGCAUCAACUACAGAGACUUCGUCAAGAUGAUGCUGGGCAAGCGCUCGGCCGUUCUCAAACUGGUGAUGAUUUUUGAGGACAAGGCUAACGGGGCCAUCUGUAAGCCUGAUGGGCCUCCACCCAAACGGGACAUAGCCAGCCUGCCAUAGACCCAGGACAUCCAGAGCCUCUAGACCUAUAUCACCUUUCUAGGACCUUACCGGGGCCCCUGCCCUCAGCCAGGGACGUGUACAUAGCCUUAUCAACUCCCCACCUCAGGAUGUGCACGCGUCCCAGAAGGGGGGGGGGGGGGUUCUCCUCCUCUGUUCAAAACAUGUGGGGAGAAAAAAGAGACGAAGGGAAUAAAAUAUAUAUAUUUGCUGUGAAGACAAGGCAGAAUAGCUUUUUUAAGACCAGUACAUACAUGUAUAUAUCUAUAUUGACGAUGAUGAGAAAAUAAGUAUUUUUAAUUAGUGUGAGCACUCGUAACCCCUUGGCGAUAACCGUGUAAUUUGAGUCUUUUGUGAAUAUGAGCAAUGUGUUGUUUGCUGGGAUCAAACUAACAGAGGUGACAAUUUUGUGAUAUCCUCAGUAUGCAUGUGCAAGUGUAAUGUGUUGAUGCAAAGAUUGUGUGUCAACAACUCAUCCGUUAUGAAGCGGUCUGCGUGUCUGGAUACUAGUGAAUUUAUCAGUGGUCCUGUUUUAUCAUGAUUUCAAUGUAGUAUUAAUCAUUUUACAGAUGUAAUCAAUUCGGUAUAGUUGUAGUCAGUGAUACAGUGGCGGGUAAAUGCCAUUUACACAACUUUUGCAAAAAAAUUCAAGGAAUAGGAAGCGUUACUUUUUUUUUUUUUUUACUGGUUGUGUUUAGAGGGUUUGUAAGGGAAAAUUGCUUGAACAGUUAUUAGGGAAACUAACCCAAGUCAUUCAGAUAUUAUUUUACACCUCUCCCUCAUUUUACUCCCCGCACCAAAUGAUCUAGUUCCUCUUUUAGAUUUUAGAUUUUUAAUCGUGUGAAAGUACCAUGCUGGUUAUGAAGCACAAGGAAUAAAAAGAGCUCUGUUUUUGGAAAACCUUUUAUACACAGUUGUCAAGAUCAUCCCACAUGAUGGAUUGUUGCCAUGCUGCAGACUCCGCUUGGUCAUUGUCUCACUAUAUGUCAGGUGUGACAGAUUAUGGCCCAACCCCAUUCUUCCAGACUAGAGGUGGGUUACUUUAGUUGGGAUUAGGAAGCGGUCGGUGGUGCGAUAGAUUAAGAGUCAGAGUAUGACUAGAUCCGGUGUUGUAGAUUGACACUGGCUUCCUCAACCUAAAGGAGCAGGAUAGAUGGGGUCGAGUUUACUAGCACUUCACGUGGAUUUAUGGAGGAUUAGUUUUAAGGCACAGGCACACACUGAAGAUUCUCAGCAUGUUAGUAUAAAUUAUGAUGGAAACACAUUCUUUCCAAGUGCCUAAAGUAAUGUUGAGAGAAGAGGAGAGGAAGUUAGUUAAGCUCUAUUUUCCUUCCUGAGCUGUAUUUGGGAAAAUAGUUUUAAAGGUGUUUAUUCAUGUGUAUGUUAGGGUUAGGUGUUCCUUUUUUGAUAAUGUUCCCCUAGGUCUAUGCUGUCUCAGGUACAAUUUUGAAUGACUGGAUCUCCAAAUACAUAUACAGUACAUCUAUGACGUGAUGUUAGAUAUGCAGUUCAAUCAUGCCAGUUUCCCAAAUGUCCCCGCCUGACUAUCCUAGUCUUCAUAGUGGUACUCUUCUCAUUUCUAUCUCGUCUGUAAAAUGUUAUGAACCUGUCCCAUUUCAAAUUGUGUUAUCCCCGUCUUGCCAUGUUUUACUAUAAUCUUGUUAUUAUCUCGUCUCAUUCUGUUCUUCAUCGUCGUCUUUCAUUCCCCCUAUCAGUCCGGGUUAAUUUGUUUUUCCCAUAAAUUCUCCAGUUUCUGUGCCUCACUGUUGCUCUUCUAUUGUUUAUUUUUUUCUCACGCUUAACAUGGAAUAUAAUAGUAAGAGUAGUAGUUUAAUGUGUUAGCUUUACAUGUUUUUGACUAUGUCAGUUAUGUACUUUUAUUUCCAGUGUGUUGGGUGGUGGUGUUUUUAAUGUUCUUUUCUUAUGAUGCACUUAUUUUUGCCAAAACCAAAGCAAUUAAAGUUAUUUGUUACACUGGCAUAUUUGUUCUUGGGUAGUUUGUUGUAUGAAUAAUUCUACCAUUGUAGGAAAUAUUCCAUCAAACACUGAAACCAGUUUUCCAGUUUUUCCUGUACUGUUUGUAGAUUGGAUGGUAUAGAGGUUUGAUGCUGUAACUUUUAGGAAUAGACAGGAUUCCCUUAUGUUACAGUGUGUUUAAUUAACAUAAACAUAAUGGACAUGGAUUUGGUUAUUUUAAAGAUAAAAACAUGUUUUAACGCA
Molecule: messenger RNA, 2836 nt
Organism: Salvelinus sp. IW2-2015
Lineage: Eukaryota; Metazoa; Chordata; Actinopteri; Salmoniformes; Salmonidae
Product: allograft inflammatory factor 1-like
Exons: 6
Coding region: 170-616 (148 amino acids)
Biological process (GO): actin filament bundle assembly; ruffle assembly
Cellular component (GO): ruffle membrane; actin filament
Molecular function (GO): calcium ion binding; actin filament binding
Source: RefSeq, a predicted model, not a curated record